AUGUCUUUAGAGGCGGACAGUAGAGACCUCACAUGUUCCGCCGCCUCUCCUCCCCCUUCCGCCGGCGCAAGCAGCCGUCCGCGACCGUGCGCAUGCAUUCUCUCGUCGCUGUCCGCGUACGGUACCACGGUCGUGGCUGGCACUCCAGAUGCAGCGCUCACGGGCUGCGACGAGGUGUCCGCCGCAGGGAGGAAAGCAGGUGCGGCGGAAGAAGUGGACGCGCGGGGAGGAGGGUUGUGUGCGCUGACCUCUGCCGCUUCGAGCGUCAAGUCUGUGUCGCAGGUAUUGCCUGGAUUGUUAUCGCCGGUGUCGCCAGGAAUGUUGGCGGAAGGAGGGGUAGCGGUUCUAGAGAGUGCUGAUCGGCUGACAGCAGUAGGCGGCAGGCAGCAGGCGGUAGCGCUGAUGCCCCAGCUGCAGGAGCAGGCGGACGAGGGAGGCGCGGAUGACGCAGAGAAAGAGCGCCAGGGCGCAGCGGAGCGGCAUGGGGAAGGGAAGGCGGAGGGGCAAGGCGAAGUGGACGGCGUGGGGGGCGGCGGAGGAGAUGACAGCAGCGGUGGAGAUACCUCAGCUCGUCCGUUGCAUCCAGACCAGCAGCAGUCGCCAUCAGUCACUGCGGCACCGUUGUCGUGGCAGGAGGCGUUUCGGCAGCGGCUGGAGAGUGAGAGGGCAGCGCAGUGCCCCCAGUGCCGCAGGUCGCGCUUUGUUCCCAUCGUGUACGGCUUCCCAUCAGCUCCGCUGGUGGCAGGCAUGCGCAUGGCACAGUGUGUGCUGGGAGGGGACCAUCUCACAGACUACCCAGGGUACAACCCCCUGUGGGUGUGUGUGGGGUGCACCACCCGGUGGAGGAAGUAUCCUUAUGCUCCUGACUGCGAAGGCCCCUACUUCCCGCCCUCGCUCUCCACCUCAUCUGCCUCGUCCACAGGCAAUGAGAUUGACGACUUUGAUUCCUCUCAGGACGCACCCGCGCCCACUUCUACCCCUCCAGACUCUGCGCCUGGUGCGCCGGCCGCCGCCGCGACUGCUCCGCCUGCCGCUCCAGGAGCGCUGCCCGUCGCACCCCCCGCGACAACUCCCCCGGCUGCGCAGACCACCGGGGCACCGAUCGCGCUGUCUGAUUUCGAUCAGGCGAAGCGCAAGGCGGAAGAGCUCGCGCAGAAGUUUCUUAACGCGGGAGGCGCGAAGCGGUCCAAGUUCGACGACGGGCCGCCCGCAGGCGUUGCCGCCGCCGUGGCUCCUCCCGGCGUGAGCGGCGCGAACGGCGGAGGCCCGCCGGGUGGUGUGGCGAGCUUCGCGCCCGGUCCUCCCGGAUCGCAAGGCUAUGGCGCUGGCGCGCAGCAGCAGAGCCAGCCGCCGCCGUACUACCAGCAGCCGCAGCCGGGGGGCGCCGCGCCUUACUACGAUCAACAGGGCGGCGCCGCUACGCAGUCAAAGAAGAUCGACGUGCCGAACACGCGGGUGGGGCUGAUCAUCGGCAAGGGCGGCGAGACGAUCAAGUACCUGCAGGCGCAGUCGGGCGCCAAGAUCCAGGUCACGCGCGACAUGGAGGCGGACCCGCGCGCGCCCACGCGCCCCGUGGAGCUCACGGGCACGGCGGAGCAAAUCGCGCAGGCGGAGCAACUCAUUAAGCAAGUGCUCGAAGAGUCAGCCGCGGCCAGAGCGGCAGGAGGUGGAGGUGGUGGAGGAGGCGGAGGAGGCGGAGGGGGAUCGUACCCUGGAGCACAGGGUGGAGGGGAGACGGUGACGAUUAAGAUCCCCAACAACAAGGUCGGCCUCAUGAUUGGUCGAGGUGGAGAGACGAUUAAGAGCCUUCAGGCGCGCUCCGGUGCAAGGAUUCAGGUGCAGAGCGAUCGCGAGGUGGAGCCGGGGUGCACGGAGCGCAACGUGAUGCUGAUGGGCAGCAAGGCGCAGACGGACAUGGCGCAGGACCUCAUCAAAGAGGUCCUCGACGACGUAAGUUGCCGCUCCCCCCCUUCCCCUCCCUCGCGCACACCUCUUUUCCCCCUCUUCUCCCGCCUUCCUUCACACCCCCCACUCCACCUCCCCCUCCCUCCCCGCUCCUCUCCCCUCUUCCUCCCCUCGGCCCGUCGUUCUGGAGCACAUGGGGUGCUGAAAAGCUGUGUUGCCCCACCCUCUCUGACUUCCGUCCGCCCCUCUCCGCCUCCCUGUACGUACCUCCCUUACAUCUCCCCUCCACUUUCCCCACCUUCCCUCCCCCCGUCCCCAUCUCCCCCUCGCCCCCAUGACGUGAUCCAUCUGAGUGCCAUGCGAGCUAUCAUUAUCGAUCAUGCCUUUCAUCCAAAUUUUCUGCCUUUCUGCGUCUCUUGUUUGCCUUGUGUGCUCCCCCGUUCCCCUCCCACCCUUCCCGGCUCUCCUGCAUUCUCUUCGCUCCUUGCCUUGCCCUUGUCCCCCCCAUCUUGCUUGCUUGCAUGCCUGUGCUUGUGCUCGUCCUGGCCCUCCCUCCUUUCGGUCUCUCCCUUCGCCACGCUCCUCCUUCUCCUUCCUCCCCCACUCCCUUGCUGUUGUAUGCUUUCUUGUAUGCCGGCCCCAUCCGCUCUUGCCUUCCUCUCUUGCCUCUUCUCUUGCUCGCUUGCCCUCGUGCCCUCGCCGCUCGUCCACCCUCUCUCCCCCCCGCGCGUCCUUGGCAAUGCAGCCUCGACGUCAGGUCCCGGUGGUGGCGCGGAGGGGGAGGCGGCGGAGGGUACGGGGGCAGCAGGGGGGGUUACCGCUCGGGCCCGGGCGGUUGGCAGGGCGGAGGGGGCGGCGGAGGAUACCAGCAGCCGCCCCCGGGCAGCAGCCGCAGCAGGGCGGGGGAUACGGGGGAGGGUUACAGCCAGGGGCAGUACGGGGGGCCGCCGCAGCAGUACGGGCAAGGGCAGGGCUACGGGGGGUGGAUACGGGGCGCAGGCGGGAGGAGGCGGGGAGUACCAGCAGCAGGGGGGGUGGGGCGCGGGCGCACCACCAGGGGGGCAGCAGCCCCCGCCUGCCCCGCCAGCGCAGCAGCCGCCAGCCGCACAGCCACCCGCGCAGCCAGCAGGAGGCGCACCAGCAGGGGGAGGGUACGAUUACUAUGGGCAGGGCGCACAGGCGCCCCCCCCUGCUGGGGACGGGGGGUACGCGUAUGGCGCUCAGCAGGGCGGGCAGGCGGGGUACUAUGGGGGAUACCAGCAGGGGUACCCGCAGCAGCAGGGGCAGCAGGCGCCUCCUGCGGGGUAUGCAGCAGCACCGGGGGGGUAUCCUCAGCAGCAGGGGUAUGAUCAGCAGGGGUAUGGGCAGCAGGGGUAUGCCCAGCCAGGGUAUGGUGCGCAGCAGGGCGGGUAUGAUUACUACGGGCAGGGGCAGCAGGCGCAGGGAGGGCAGGAUGCGUAUGGGCAGCAGCAGCAGCAGCAGCCCCCGGCGGGGGGGCAGCAGGCGGCAGGGCAGGGGUAUGGUGGAGCGGAGGGUGGUGCGCAGGGAGGGUAUGAUUACAGUGCUGCUGCCCCGCCUGCUGCCGCUCCUCCUGGCGCCGCUUAG
This is a messenger RNA of Closterium sp. Naga37s-1, 3510 nucleotides long. Lineage: Eukaryota; Viridiplantae; Streptophyta; Zygnematophyceae; Desmidiales; Closteriaceae. The record is from the annotation of a GenBank genome assembly.